ACAAUCGGAGUACGAUCAAGAAGCCUUGCAGCUAAUGAAUGAGCUUAUGGUGAAGAGAGAGAGGGAAAAGCAAGAGUUAGAGAAAGAAUUGGAAGCAUAUAGGAAAAGAUUAUUGGAAUAUGAGGCAACGAGGAUGUUGAAGAGAAGCAAGGACAGUAGCACAUUCUCCUCUGAGGAUAGUGAUGGACUCUCUAUUGGUUUGAAUCAAGAAGAAGCAAAGGAAGAUGAUAGCGGCAUGAAUCAUAGCACUCCUGUUGGUGCAGUUAUAAAUUUGGAGGAAGAGAGAAUGGCGAUUCUUGAGCAGCUAAAGGUUUUGGAGGAAAGGCUUGUCAGCUUGGACUUGGAUGAUGAAGAUGCAAAACAUUUUGAGGAUGUUAGGCUGAUGGAAGAUUCAUAUCAAGAUAAUAUAGAGGAAGAUUCUCAUGCCAAUGGUUUCUUGAAGGAAAUGAAUGGGAAACAUCAUCAUGCCAAGGGAAAGAGACUUCUUCCUCUAUUUGACAAAAUGAGUGAUGAAAAUGGAGAUGGUACACUAAAUGCCAAUGGGGUUCAUAACUUUGAUUUAGAGAACAAGAAGCUAGCUGUGGAACAAGAGUUGGAUCAUCUCCAUCAAAGGCUACAAGCCCUUGAGGCAGAUAGGGAGUUCCUAAACAACUGUGUAAGCUCGCUGAAGAAAGGCGAUAAAGGCAUGGAUCUUCUUCAGGAAAUCCUACUACAUCUUCGUCAUCUAAGGAACGUUGAGCUUCGUGCAACAAGCUUCAGUGAUGCUGCCAUACUAUAGUCAGCUUCUUGAGAAUGAUCUCGGAGUAUAUUGGCAGCUAUUUUACAAAAAAAAAAACUCAAUGAGAAAAUUGAUCAAUCUAGGAAUAGCUGAUAAGAAGUCAUGGUGAAAACAAUUCAGCAAAGGGAAAUCCCUUAAUUGAGAGGGAAGCUCCUGGAAAUGGUCUAUGCAUUUUGGUCCUAAUGUCAUUUUUCAAAAGUUAAUCCAACAAUUUUUUGUGGGGUUGGGUCAAAACCUCCACCUCUUUUGGGCAAAAGGGGGAUGAUGAAUGUAUGUGCUUGUAGACUAGGUAUCGGGUGAAGCUACCCUGUCUUUUGCAUGUUGUCAAAGGGAAAAUAAUGCCUGGCUUGCAAAGCUGGAGCGGUCCAACAAAGACUCUAGUGCCAGGUACUCAAAAAGACUUUUUAUUUUUAUAGAUGUAGACAACAAAUUCCUCUUCUCCAAUUCUUUAUCCUUUAUCUUUUGCAUCAUUCCAUCAUACUGUAUGAGGUUUGUUUACUAUUUUGGAAGGCAGAGUUGUCUAGUUGUAUACAAAAUGUAUCCACUUGUAAGUAUAUAUGAAGUGAUUGUUUUGGUUGUUUCA
Messenger RNA from Nicotiana tabacum (common tobacco), 1361 nucleotides. The record is from RefSeq and is a predicted model, not a curated record. Lineage: Eukaryota; Viridiplantae; Streptophyta; Magnoliopsida; Solanales; Solanaceae.